AUUUUAAAUUUUGAGCUGCCAGUGUCGUGGUUUGCAGGAGAGUCGGCUGUGCAUUGAGGCUUUGGUCACGCUCGCAGAGUCUAUUUGGUUUUGGUUUUGGUUCUGUUCCAGUACAAUUGAAGUAUUGAAAGGAUCUGUGUCGCUAGCGCCUUCACUCAUUUGCUUAAGAAGUGUCCUCCUUAUUUUGUACAUGUAUUAUCUGCUCUGAGAAGUGUCAGUUUUGUUCGCUCCGUGAGUUUACCUGGUGCUUAUGAAAGGUAUAAGUCCUGACAGUGUUUCGGAUGAUCGGCCACGAUUAGUUGUACUACCUCCACCCGCCAGCAAGGAGAUAGGAUAAAAGCGCAAUAAACAUCAUGGGCGCGUCCAAGAAACUUCUGAAGACGCUUGCCAAAAUGAAGAGGAUGGUGACUCCAAGUUCACCGGACCACCGGGAUAUGCAUGCGAAGCAAGCUGAUGGCGAGAGGAAACAAACUAGGGCCGCACGGAAGACAUAUGCAGUGGAUACCGCCUCCAAUAGUUCAAUUAAGGACGCCCAGGGUACAAUUAUCAAAGACGUCAAAGGAAUGCUCAAACUAGCAGACUUGGUGAAGAGAGUAGAUAACUAUCUGCUUAUCUCUACGAAGCAGCGGCAGAUGAGCCUUGAAAACUUGGCAGCUCUUCGCAUCCAGACGGCAUUCCGAGCAUUCUUGGCAAGAAGGGCGUUAAGAGCAUUGAAAGGCCUAGUGAGGCUCCAGGCUCUAGUGCGGGGCCACAUUGUGCGUCGUCAAGCAUCCAUCACCCUGCGGAGCAUGCAAGCUUUGGUUCGAGUGCAAGCUCGAAUCCGGGCUAGUCGGGUGAGGAAGUCAUCCGAGGGUCAGGCUGUGCAACGCACUAUCUCAGAGCGCAGGUGUCGCAAAGCCAUGCUCCUAGACAUCGAGCGGGGUUGGUGCGCGGACUCGGGGACAGUUGAAGAUGUGCAAGCCAAGAUCCAACAGAAGCAGGAAGCGGUGAUGAAGCGUGAGCGAGCAUUAGCCUAUGCUAACAAAUUUCAAUGGAUCACUGAGGAAGAGCCAAAAUGCGGAGUGUAUUCAGACCAUGGCCCUCCAGACAACCAACUCUGGGAGUGGAGUUGGCUAGAGCGGUGGAUGGCAGCACGUUCUUGGGAGAAUCGCGGGCUUAACAGCUGUGGCUUUAAGGAAAAGCCUCAUUUCACCUCAGAAACAGAGAGCUUAACUGACAGCACAUCCCCUCCUCCAGCGCCGAAGAUUACAAAGCAGUGUAGCUCCAGAGGCAGCUUCAUCGGCAGCACUCGGGAUCAAGUGAGUGUACGCGGAAGUAAACGUAUAUCUUCGCCAACUAGGUCCCGAGAAAGCCACGCCUAUCUUCAAUCCUCCACCACAGGCGAGUACAAGCAGCGUGAUGGUCUGUUUGUGCCAUUCUGCGGCCAGGAAGUCGGAGGUGCGUCAUCAGCUCCACGGCCACCGCAUGGUCGAGCGGCGCUAGCGCCUAAAGAUAGCAACGUCCCCAGUGGAGGACAACCCAGCUACAUGACACCCAUAAAGUCGUCUAAAGCGAAAGAGAGGUCCCUGAGCACACCAAAGCAGAGGCCGGGGAACUCCCAAUCGAUCUCUCGAAACGGACAAGCCAACCGGAAGCGGCUUUCAUUGCCCGCUAAGAACGUAGUGGAAGGUUUGGUGAGCCCCGUUUCGAAGUUCCAAGCUUCUGGUGAGUUCUCGCUCAGUCCACCGACAAUGCAGUGGAAGGCAGCUCAGACACUCCCACCGAUCAUGCGGUUCGACAGACCUUACUCGAGGAGUGGCGAGAUUGGCAUGAUGGGGAGUAGCAACGCUCUACGGAGGCCGUUCAGAUAAUCUAACUAAAUUAGCUCAUGAUAUCGAUCCUCUUCGCCACAAUCGUUAUAGAUGGAAUGGUCUCCCUGGGGGCUCAUAGCUCAUUGGUUCCCCAAUUGGGAAACUAGACUGCUAGAUUAGAAUGUAGGCAAAAAUGGUUUCCAUGCAUUCAGUUUUCGUCCAGUGUGAUUCGUAUUUCAUGCCUCGUGAAAUUCGGCUGCGAUUUCUCUUGUAGAGAGGAGCACCACCGACGAAUCUGAGACCUACUGGUGUUAUAUUUCGCUUUCGUAAGAGGAAUUUUGACGCUGAGCUUUUUCAAAUAGCA
Messenger RNA from Physcomitrium patens, 2154 nucleotides. Its product is annotated as protein IQ-DOMAIN 6. The record is from RefSeq and is a predicted model, not a curated record. Gene Ontology annotation, molecular function: protein binding. NCBI's taxonomy places the organism in Eukaryota, Viridiplantae, Streptophyta, Bryopsida, Funariales, Funariaceae.